AUGGACGCUUCCGACGCGGCGGCCGGCAUCUUCCUGCUCCUUUUCGGAAUCGUCGGAUGCGCUCUCUACGGACUGAUCGUCGGUUCGAUGUGGCGGAUGGUCAACGAGAUUGUCGGUUUUCGCUUUCUUAUCUCGCAAGCGCUCACCGACAUUCUGCUCAUGAUCCAGUUCGGCAUUUGGCCGGGCAUUGUGAUUCUGACCCAGGAUGAGAUUAUCAACGAAUCGUGGCGCUGGAACAUCCACAUCUAUCUCGAUUUCACGUGGUGGGCCAUGGUCUACCACUACACAGUUAUCGCGUGGUCCCGUCUGGCGGCAGUCCAGUGGCCCAACUGGUUCCGCACUCUUCCGCAUGGCACAAGCAUUAUGAUCUGUGCGAUUCCAUGGUUCACUGGUCUGUUGCAGAGUCUAGUCGAGCAUCAGGUUCGUGAUGACGGUGAUGUUGAAUCAUCAGAAGAAAGUGCGUUUCCAGUUCGAGUGGUUCACUCCUCUCUACUAUUCUCCAACUCGGUACGGAAUGCACUCUAAUUGGCAGCAGUACGAACUCUCCGGGACCAACACCUAUUACAUGGUGUGCAAUGUCAUUCUGAUGGUGGUCCCGUUCCCGCUCUACGUACUAGCCCUCGCCGUUCUCUUUCAAAGGCAAACGUCUCGAAAUCUCCGUAAGAUUAAAAGGCUUAGUUGGUCCCAUCCUAUUAUUAUUAUAGAACUGCGUUCCAAGUACUCCCACGCGCCCAUCUCGACCUCAUCGUACGCGGCUCAACAAAGACAACUGAGCAUAGAAACGCGGCUGCUCGUUCCGUGCAUCAUAAACACAAUUCUGUUCGUGGUCGGACAAGUGUUCAUCACUCAGUGCUCCAAGCACGGAAAGUGGAUGAACUGGGCGGUGAUGGUCGUGUUCGCCACCAAUUCUUUCGUGAAUCCCUUCUCUACUUGUUCUUCAGGUGCGUUUUUGGAACUCUCCAAUCCUAUUCCAAAUUUCUCUUUACAGUAGUGUCAUCCGAAAAGGAGUUCUGAGCAACUGCCGCAAAAACUUCUCCCUCUCUGCCAUCUAUAACGACUACGAGAUGAGAUCCUCUCCGCGGACCUCGAGCAUCGUGAUGCGGCUCAACCAUCGUGACUCCACAAUCACUUCGCAUCUCAACUGCCGAGUCAAUUCCACAUCAUAA
Molecule: messenger RNA, 1166 nt
Organism: Caenorhabditis sp. 36 PRJEB53466
Lineage: Eukaryota; Metazoa; Nematoda; Chromadorea; Rhabditida; Rhabditidae
Source: the annotation of a GenBank genome assembly